UUUUUUUUUUCUUUAUCAAUCUUAUCUCUUCCUUUCAUUACCUUCAUAUAACAAUGGCCGCCAUUACUAAACAAACUCUACCACCUGUAGGUCAUGCUAUUGCUGGAUCAGCUGGUGCUAUGUUCGCUUUAGCUCUUGUCUAUCCUUUAGAUAUUAUCAAAACCCGUAUUCAAGUUCAAGCUAAACACGACAAAGUAGACGACAGUGAACAUUACAAGUCGGCAUGGGAUGGUAUCUGUCAAAUAGUAGCCAAGGAAGGAUUGAGUGGAUUAUAUGCUGGACUGGGUAGUUCGUUGCUUGGUACGGCAUCCACUAACUUUACGUAUUUCUAUUGUUAUUCUUUUAUCCGGGAACAAUAUAAUCAGAAAUUCAACAAUGCUCGUGGCGGAACGUUAUCGACUGGAAUGGAACUAUUACUAGGUGCUGCAGCAGGUGCGUUGACCACGUUGAUUACUACUCCUGUUUCGGUAGUGACCACUCGACAACAAACACUUCCUGCUGAAGAACGUCAAGAUGUGAUCCAAACUUGUCAAACAAUCAUUGCUGAAGAAGGUGUAGCUGGUCUCUGGCGUGGUAUUCGACCUUCUCUCGUACUUUGCGUCAAUCCUGCCAUCACUUAUGGUAGCUUUGAAAAAAUCAAACAACUGGUACUCCAUCUUCUUCAAACUUCUAUCAUGACCCCUGGUGCUGCUUUUGGUGUCGGUGCCCUCAGCAAAACCUUGGCCACUAUCAUCACAUACCCCUAUAUCAUGGCUAAGGUUCGUAUGCAAUGGAAACCAUCAAAGGAAAUGCAAGGAAAGGUUGAUGCUUACAAGAGUGCAUAUGAUGUGCUUGCUCGUGUGAUCAAACAAGAAGGAUUCUUUGGCUGGUACAAGGGUAUGAGUACACAAAUCACAAAAGCUGUCCUGUCUCAAGCUUUAUUAUUCAUGAUGAAGGAUAUCUUUACAAACUAUACUAUUUUGGCCUAUGCUCUUUUAAAGAAUGCAAAGAAAUGAAUUAGAUUAGACGUUAUAUUUGAAUAGAUCAUCUUUCCCCAUAUAUUUCCCUUCCAAUUUUGGCCCUUCCUUAUGUAUAAUAUCAAUAAUUAAUAAAAAAAAAAAAGGAAAUACAAUUUGAAAUAGAUAAAAAAAAA
Molecule: messenger RNA, 1132 nt
Organism: Halteromyces radiatus
Lineage: Eukaryota; Fungi; Mucoromycota; Mucoromycetes; Mucorales; Cunninghamellaceae
Product: mitochondrial carrier domain-containing protein
Exons: 3
Coding region: 54-995 (313 amino acids)
Biological process (GO): transmembrane transport
Source: RefSeq, a predicted model, not a curated record